ACCCCUCCCCUGAAACCAACUCAUCACUCGCUCGUACCUGCGUUAAUGUAGAGAAUGAGAUCUUUGGACCAGGUCGAACCUGUCCUCCCGACUCCUGGGGCGAUCCCCGUUCCUGCAAAGGCGGCUGAGGCUGACUCGCCAGCCUCUGUUGUCGUCGAUCCGCUCAUCGACAACGGCUCCAUCGACAUUGACAUGCACGCCUCUAUCCCGGUCUUGAUGCCCGUCGAGGACGUCGAGAUGGCCGAUGCUGCGGUUCCUCAGCCUACCGAGCUCGCUAUCCCUGUGUUCCCUGCGCCGGUUAUCCUCGAGACCCCCGUCGCCCCCAUUACGCCUCCCUCGGUCGCUGUGCUGCCGGAACCUGCUCCCGUGGCCUCGCUCUCUCCCCAGCUCGAUCUCCGCGCCGAGGAGGUCGUUCCUACCCGCCGUGAGAGCCUGAACGUCAAGGUCGAGGAGGCCCUUGCCAGCCUGGGCAUCACCGACACCCCCUCCACCGUGUCGAGCAGCCGAAGCCCCGCCUCCAAGUCGACGUCGCCCACCAUCUCGCUCGAUCAUUCCGUGUACUCGGUACCCCCGUCGUUCCCGUCUGCGUCGGUGGUUGGCGAGGCUCCUCGUGUGCCUGUGCGCACUCCCGAUGUCCAGCGUAGCCACUCGGUCAGCCGACGACACGUCAACGACGAUGCCGGCCAGACUCACCGCCUUCCCGCCCUUAAGCAUCUCGAUGCCAACCCGGAAAGCGAACGCAAGAGCUUUGACGUUCGCAAGAUCUCGCAAACCCGAAAGAACGACUCCACCCCCACCCGCGGCUUCACCUGGUUCAGGAAGAGAGAGGACUCUUCUCUCGAAGACCGUGCAAAGGCCUUCAUCGACCAGGAUCCGGCUGGUGCCAACGCCAACUCGGCCGCGCCCGUCGAAACUCUGGGUCGCCCGUCCAUCUCGGCCUCGAUCGUCGCCUCCGAGUUCUACAACUCGUCUGAAUACCACUAUGAUAAUGGCCAGAAGCUCCGUAUCCGCUACCACCGCGGCCCCAUCGACCAGCGCGCCAUGACCUCCAAGCAUCCCGUGCAGCUUCUCGUCGAAGUCACCCGUGUCCUCGAAGACCUCGGUAUGGAGGUUGCCCCGAGCGAAGGCGAGGCCAAGAUCAGGGUCACGCGCUUUGCCAACCCUCGUGCCGCCGUCGCACCUGUUCCCGCUGUGCCCCCCAAGAUGUCUGUCGAGGCCAGCCGCACCUCUCAAUCGGGUCUGACGCGCGAGAAGAUCAUUGCCAGCGGCCGCACUGGCAAGAUGGCUGCCGUGCUGGCGUCGCUGCCAAUGUCGCUGGUCAAACGUAUCAAGUACAUGGCCCAGCACGGCUCGAACUGGAACAAGGGCUACGACGGCAAGUCACGACCCAGCAUCUCCGAGGAGGCCUUUGUCCAGAUCAGUCCCGGCCCGGGCGCUCCCGAUCUGAUCGAUCCUCCCCUCGAGCUGCUGGAAGACAUUCGAUUCCACGUCGAGAUCCAGAAGAUCAAGAACCUCGAUGGCCUCUAUGUUGUCGAGUUCAAGCGCAUGAAGGGUGACAUCUGGGCCUUCAAGAAGCUCUACCAGGACCUGAUUCCCAAGAUCCCCUUCAAGUCACCCGGCGAAUUCUCCAUCUAAUCUGCGAGGCAAACUGUGUAAAUGGCUGACCGAGGCGACGACACCCGAUCCCAACUCCCCCCCCCUCUCCGAAUCGCUUGGCGGGUGGAUGGCAGUUCUGUCCUUGUUUUUUUUUCCUGUUGAUCGCAUCUGCUCCCAUCUGUGCUCCCUUCUGUGCUUCUCUGCCAUAGUUCCAGUAGCCGCCGAGUCCCCCCCCUCCAUUCUGCGCACCGUCCCUCGUACUCUUGCUCACUUUCGCUCUCAUUUCCCCCUCCCCUCAGCCAGUCUGUGUAGUCUUAUGUUG
Molecule: messenger RNA, 1918 nt
Organism: Polychytrium aggregatum
Lineage: Eukaryota; Fungi; Chytridiomycota; Chytridiomycetes; Polychytriales
Exons: 3
Coding region: 55-1635 (526 amino acids)
Source: RefSeq, a predicted model, not a curated record